AAUUUCUUGCUUUUUUCGUCUUUUACGCACCCACUUUUCCCUUUUCGUUUCGUAUAAUUCCGACUUCGUUUUAGAAUUUGGAUCGGUUCUUGCUUUUCUGUCUUAUUUCGCGAUUCCAGUGAGCUUUCGAUUGUUCAUGGUCCUGAAUCUUAUCUAUUCCCCUUGUUUGCAUCUCCUUUCUGGUUUAUCUCAGAAAUUAGCCGGCUGUCCAUUGCUCCGAGUCUUUGAAUUUGAUAUGUUCUUCUGAUGAGUAUUCUAUCCAAAUUCUGUAUUAGGAGGGAUAUCGAGCUGUAAGGUUUACGGAUAUGGGAGCCUCGAGUUCUAAAGUAGAGGAAGAUAAGGCCCUACGACUAUGUCGUAUAAGGAAGAAAUUUGUUAAGCAAGCUCUUCAUGGAAGGUGCUCUCUUGCGACGGCCCAUGCUGAAUACAUUCAAUCAUUAAGAUGUACAGGGACUGCUCUCAAAAUAUUUGUACAUCCUGAAGGCCCAGUAGAAUCGCCCCUAUACACUUCGACUAAUGCAACUCCGGAGCCCCUUGCCUUUGCUGAGAAGUCUAUGUCCCAAUUCUCGUUUUCCUCUCCGUCCUUCUCGCAGCGUGUGGAUAUUGGUAACUUUUCUCCCUCACCGUCUCCUCCUACUUCGAGUCGGUUUCAGGCUAAUCAUAUGCAAUUCAGGGGUAGUUUUUCUAACAGAGUUGAAGAAAAAUUGCCCACACCUGUUAUUGGAACUGUAACCUCCUCAGACGUUCGACCAAGUGACGCACCUCAAAAACGGUCAUUUGAAGGUUCUUCUGCACCUCAGGAUGGAACUUGGGAUUACUUUUUUCCUUCAAAUAAUCAUGAAUUUUCCUUCCAAGAUGGGAAUGGUAUUAAUAAUGGAGGGUUUGAGUUUGAGAAUACGGGUGGUUUGAAGCACUUUAAGGAAGAGGAAGGAAAUUCCGAAUAUAGAGAAAGAGAAGAGAAGGGUUCGUUACAUGUAGGGGAGGAAUCUCAACACUCGGAGGACGAGUUUGACGAACCUUCUUCGGAAACUCUGGUGCGAAGUUUUGAAAAUUUUAACAGGGUACACAAUGAUGGAGCAGUGAAUACCUCUCCUACUAUGCAUACUGUGAAAAGUGUAGCUUCGGAGCCCGAGUUAGUGAACCAAGGGAAGAACCACUCUCCUGGUUUAUCACCUUUAAGAACCACGUCUUCGGUAGUUCCAUUUACAUCUGUUUUCGGUAAAGCUACAGCAAAGGAAGACGGUAUUGAGAAUACAGCUGUUCCCAAGGACUUAUUUUCAAGCAUGAAAGAAAUAGAAAGACUCUUUACAAAAGCUUCUGAAUCUGGCAAAGAAGUUCCAAGAAUGCUUGAAGCUAAUAAGUUGCACAUACGGCCAAUUUUUCCCGGGAAAGAAAACCAACCAUUAUCAUCAAGAUUCUUGAAGUCCUGCUUUUCGUGUGGAGAUGACCCAAGCGUUGUUCGUGAAGAGCCGGUUCAAACUGCAACAAAGUACUUGACUUGGCAUAGGACAGCUUCGUCACGCUCCUCUUCAUCCAGGAAUCCUUUGGGAGGAAACUCAAAAGAGGAUGUCGAGGACCACUCCAGCAACUUAUUCGGGAAUUUCUGCAUGAACUCGGGCAGUCAUGCGUCAACCUUGGAUCGGCUAUAUGCAUGGGAAAAGAAGCUCCAUGAUGAAGUCAAGGCAAAUGAGAUGGUCAGGAAAGAGUAUGACCUUAAGUGUAAAAUGCUACGACAUUUAGAAUCGAAGGAAGUCGGUCAGCCAAAGAUUGAUAAAACACGAGCUGUUAUCAAGGAUCUACAUUCCAGAAUCAGGGUCGGACUCCAUAGAAUAGAUUCUAUAUCGAAGAAGAUCGAAGAACUGCGAGACAACGAGCUCCAUCCACAACUCGAGGAGUUGAUUGAAGGGUUAAGUCGGAUGUGGGAAGUGAUGUUCGAUUGCCACAAGCAUCAGCUACAAAUCAUCAAAGCAGUGUCGUACCAUGGCAAAAUGAAAAUCUCAAUGCAGUCCGAGACACAGAGGCACAAUACCAUUUAUCUCGAAACCGAACUCGCGUCGCUAUCAUCAAGUUUUACGAAGUGGAUUGCAGCACAGAAGUCGUAUCUGCAAUCGAUAAACGAAUGGCUUCUCACAUGUGUCUCUAUACCUCAAAAAUCAUCCAGAGGAAAGAAGAGACCACAGCCCCCAUCCAUAAGGAAUUAUGGACCUCCCCCUAUAUACGUCACGUGCGGUGUCUGGUUGGAGAAGAGUAAAGAUUUGCCUACGAAGGACGUCGUAGAUUCGAUAAAGGACUUGGCAGUCGAAACUGCCCGUUUUUUGCCACAUCAAGAGAGAAACCAGGUGAAGGGGAAAGGAGCAAAACAUCUUUCAAUCUUAACAACCUUCAAGGCCGACAAUGACAGUGAAUCAAUGGGCAAUAAUUUGUUACAGGACGACGAAGCGUCGAGGAGCUUGGUAUCUGGGUUCGAUAAUUUCGGAGCAAGCUUGGUCAAGUUUUUCGAAAAUUUGAAUAACUUUGCAGAGUGUUCUGUGAAAAUGUACGGAGAUCUUGGGAAUACCAUCAAAGAUGCUAAGAAUAGGUACGAACAAGGGAAAUCCUAGAAACUCGAAAAAGAACGAUGCAAAAAAGAUGAGUUCCGAGGCGAGGCCAAGCGAGUCGAGACAUAGGAUUUAUAUAUGAGGAACAUAAUAAAAGAAAUUGAAUGGUAAGGUGUUGUUUUUAUGUUGCUGAAAUUGAAGCAGAAAAUAAAGGAGCUCAGCACAUAUAUUAAGAUAGAGGAGAGGUGAAUUGAUGUUGGAAGGUGUAAUUAUAUCACUAUUUUACAUUACCCAUCAAAAUAAGAGUCAUUCAUUAUUAUUAUUAUUA
Molecule: messenger RNA, 2865 nt
Organism: Cucurbita moschata (crookneck pumpkin)
Lineage: Eukaryota; Viridiplantae; Streptophyta; Magnoliopsida; Cucurbitales; Cucurbitaceae
Product: nitrate regulatory gene2 protein-like
Exons: 6
Coding region: 306-2600 (764 amino acids)
Source: RefSeq, a predicted model, not a curated record